UUUUCUUCCAAUCUUUGACCCGGCGGCCAACAAAAGUUUUCACUGCGGCGACUCGGUUUGACCCUUCUCUAAUUGGGCUUGCGGCCCAUUUAAAGACGGUACGGAAUAGCGUCCAUGUUCAAUGUUCCACAGAAUCCAAUUUGGGUUUCGCAUGUCUGCCACACUGCCCACUUUGUAUCACGCGCCGCCGUCUCUGUUCGUGCUUUUUUUUGCCACUUGUUGCGGCCGAGCCCAUGGCGGCGCGUGUAAAUAACCAGGUGCUCGUGUCAUGCUCCACUUAGGCCAGAAUCGCCAGAUAUAUAUUUAACCACUUCUCCACUUCGACAGCCACACUCCUCUCAAUUCGUCGGCUUUCGCUUUCCCUUCCUCCCUUCUCCCAUUUCCCGUCUUUCGCUAAUCCAUUCCUCCUCCACUCGCUCCUAUGGCGGCGACGUUCGGAGCUGCCAAUACGGCGGCGGCGUUGAAGGAACCCGCGAUUCAGCUCCGAAGCUUCGACGGGUUGAGGAGCUCUUCUUCUUCCUCCUCCUCUAAUUCCCUCGCUCUCACCAGACAUUUCAGUGUCUUCUCGCUUCCAUCUCCCCGGCGCCCUUCCACCAUCAAAGCGGUCUCCACCCCGGUGAAGCCUGCGACCGAGACUAAGCGGAGCAAGGUCGAGAUCAUCAAAGAACAUAGCAAUUUCAUAAGGUAUCCACUCAACGAAGAGCUGUUGACAGAGGCUCCCAACGUGAACGAGAGCGCGGUUCAGCUCAUCAAGUUCCAUGGGAGCUACCAGCAGUACAACCGUGAAGAAAGAGGCGGGAGAUCCUAUUCCUUCAUGCUUCGUACUAAGAACCCUUGUGGCAAGGUUCCCAACAAGCUGUACUUAACCAUGGACAAUCUCGCGGAUCAAUUUGGGAUCGGGACUCUUCGCCUGACCACCAGACAGACGUUCCAGCUCCAUGGAGUUGUGAAGAAAGACCUCAAGACUGUGAUGAGCAGCAUCAUUCACAGCAUGGGAUCGACACUUGGAGCUUGUGGAGAUCUGAAUAGAAAUGUUCUUGCUCCGCCUGCUCCGUUGGCGAAAAAGGACUAUCUUUUUGCUCAGCAGACUGCUGAGGAUAUUGCUGCCCUGCUGACUCCGCAGUCUGGUUUCUACUAUGAUAUGUGGGUUGAUGGGGAGAAGUUUAUGACGGCUGAGGCUCCUGAGGUGGUGAAGGCUAGGGAUGAUAAUUCUCAUGGGACAAAUUUUCCUGAUUCGCCUGAGCCGAUCUAUGGGACUCAGUUCUUGCCUAGGAAGUUCAAGAUUGCGGUUACUGUGCCAGGGGACAACUCCGUGGAUAUCCUGACGAAUGACAUUGGUGUGGUUGUGGUUAGUGAUGACAAUGGCGAGCCUAAGGGUUUCAAUAUCUAUGUUGGAGGUGGCAUGGGAAGAACACAUAGGAUGGAGACUACAUUUCCCCGAUUAGCUGAGCCAUUAGGGUAUGUGCCAAAAGAGGACAUAUUGUAUGCAAUCAAAGCUAUUGUUGUUACUCAGAGAGAGAACGGUAGGAGAGAUGACCGGAGGUACAGUCGAAUGAAGUAUUUGAUUGACUCGUGGGGGAUUGAAAAGUUCAGGGAUGUUGUUGAGCAAUACUAUGGGAAGAAAUUCGAGCAAUUCCGUGAAUUGCCCGAGUGGGAGUUUAAGAGUCACUUGGGAUGGCAUGAGCAGGGAGAUGGUGCAUUGUUCUAUGGGCUGCAUGUUGACAAUGGCCGAGUUGGAGGGAAAAUGAAGAAGACGUUGAGGGAGGUGAUAGAGAAGUACAACUUGGAUGUUCGUAUCACGGCAAACCAGAACAUAAUCUUGUGUGGGAUAAAGAAAGCAUGGAAGCGCCCUAUUACUACAACUCUAGCUCAAGCUGGCUUGCUGCAACCAAAAUAUGUUGACCCUCUCAACUUGACAGCCAUGGCAUGUCCAGCUUUCCCACUUUGCCCACUGGCCAUAACUGAAGCUGAACGUGGGAUACCGGAUAUCCUGAAACGCGUUAGAGCUGUGUUUGAAAAGGUCAGUCUGAAGUACAACGAGUCUGUGGUUAUAAGAGUGACUGGCUGUCCUAAUGGCUGUGCCAGACCAUACAUGGCUGAACUUGGACUUGUUGGAGAUGGUCCCAACAGCUACCAGAUCUGGCUGGGGGGAGCUCCAAACCAAACCGUGUUAGCUAGAACAUUCAUGAACAAGGUCAAGGUUCAAGACCUUGAAAAUGUCUUUGAACCUCUGUUCUAUCACUGGAAACGGAGAAGACAGUCCAAGGAAUCAUUUGGCGACUUCACAAACCGAGUGGGAUUCGAAAAACUCCAAGAGUUGGUGGACAAAUGGGAAGGCGUGGAAGCUGCACCAACGAGGUACAACUUGAGGCUGUUCUCGGACAAGGAUACGUACGAGAAGAUGGACGGACUAGCUAAGCUGCAGAACAAGACUGCUCAUCAGUUGGCUAUGGAAAUCGUUCGCAGUUACGUUGCUUCCCAGGAGAACGGUAAAGCAGAAUAACUCCGGCAGCAGAAGGGUUGGUUCCAAGGGCGAACGCGAGAUCCUUCCUGGUUUUGAUAACGCAGUUUGUGCAAGAGGAUCAACAAACCUGGUUCUGUGUUUUUGGUUAGCCAUUUGUACUCCAAUUUUUUUUCCGCUUAUCUGUACAGGCUUUUCCCUUGGACCUGUCUUUCCUAGAGUGGCUACGAAUAAUAGCGGGAGCUUUAGCCAUGUACUCACAACUGAUUUGGCGGGAGAUUAUGUGGUUCUUAAUCUCUCUAGCUUUGACGCAAGAGUGUGUUUGAUCUGUUGUUCAUCUGAAAUGCCACUUUUCUGGGCAUUGAUUUUCAAGUUGUGGCUCUCCAGUUUGCUCAGGAAGAACUUCAUGAACAGAAAUCAGGCAUGAUUAGAACCCGAGCCCCAUGAUGAAGUCUAUAUGUAUCGACGGCUCUAGCUAGAAUCAACUUGAUUUCUUGAAGGUCAGAGGAUUCUGAAUUGGGCAACAAUUCAGUUUACCCCGUAACAACUGAAUCAAACUGGCUCAAAUAUAUUAUUCAAUUUCUGAAACUUAAAAUGAGUUCCUGCUGUUGUUUCCAUGGGUCCUCUGACACAGAGUAUUCGAUCAAAUUCACUUCAUAUGAUUUUGGUCCGAAAUGUUUCCAUCAAUUUCAAUGGCGUCCGAGCAGAUCCAAUUCUGUAGUGCACCUGACCGCAAACAUGAAACUAAUGCUUGGUGCCAUUGUUGCGUCCUUGAUUUAUCUCUGAUCAACUGUAUCAAUACAACUCACGGCAGCACAAAGAAACCAACUUUGAGGAAGAUCAACGCCAGAGGAUACUGAAACUGAGAGAGGCAAAGAGAGCCAACUCUUGGUUAUUUGAAAACAGAGCAGUCGAGGAAAAGGAAAUGAUGGAGAAUUUGAAGAGGGGUUUGUCUCUCAAGAGAAAGAGAAUACAGAAUGGAUUAAGUACAUUACAACCCCGAACGAACUCCGACAUUAAAACUCUGAACACUGCAUUAGUACAUCAAAUCAAGCACCAAAUUCACAAGAAGGAGAGAGGGAGAUAAAAAGAUGCAAAAGCUGUCAUCUUUUUCCCCCAUCAGUUGCGACAGAUGCGAGCAGUGGGCAUGGUGACACAAAUAGGAGCAUACUUCUUCUUGGCUUGUGGGGAACCUCUCUUGGGCUCAGCUUCAUCGGCCAUGGCGACUCUGGCAAUGGAGUAUGCUGCUGCUGCAGCAGCUCCGAACAUCAAAUCCCUCCUCCCAUUGUUGCUCUCUUCCUUCUUGUUGUUCUUCAUCUCCACAUCAUUGGUUGAUGAUGCCUUGGCAGCCACGAUCAGGCCUCUGCGUGGAGCUGUGAUGGGCUUGGAGAUGGUAGAUCCAGCUAGGAAAGAUGCUGCAAUGGUCAUUGACGCCAUUUUUCUUUGCUUAGCAGAGUUUUGGAUGAGAAUCUCAAAUUCUGUGAGUAAAAUGAACAAAAGGGAAAAUGAUAGUUGGCUAUUGGGAUCUGCAUUUCGUUAUCCUAUAUGGACGGCCAGGACGAUUCGAUUCUUGCCACCUGGCAUUUAGGUUUAUCUUUAGAUGGAACUUUGUGGUCUUGAAA
Molecule: messenger RNA, 4083 nt
Organism: Linum tenue
Lineage: Eukaryota; Viridiplantae; Streptophyta; Magnoliopsida; Malpighiales; Linaceae
Source: the annotation of a GenBank genome assembly